This is a messenger RNA of Fomitopsis serialis, 1014 nucleotides long. Its product is annotated as terpenoid synthase. The transcript is spliced from 3 exons. NCBI's taxonomy places the organism in Eukaryota, Fungi, Basidiomycota, Agaricomycetes, Polyporales, Fomitopsidaceae. The record is from RefSeq and is a predicted model, not a curated record. Bases 1 to 1014 code for a protein of 337 amino acids.
AUGACGUCCGCGACCGAGUCCUUCAUCCUCCCCGACCUCUUCCCUCUUCUGCCCUUCAAGGGCUCCUUCAACCCUCACUUCGAGCGGGCGGCCAAGGCAUCCUCUGCCUGGGUCAACAGCUACAGGAUCGUGUCCGAACGCAAGCGCGCCUUCUUCCAGCAGGGAGGCAGCGAGCUCCUCUGCGCUCACGCCUACUCCUACGCCGGCUACGAAGAGCUGCGCACUACCAUGGAUUUGGUCAACAUCCUAUUUACCGUCGACGAAGUCAGCGAUGAGCAGAAUGGGAAGGAUGCAUACAAUACUGGGCGCGUCUUCCUCAAUGCUCUCCGCGCCCCCGACUGGGACGACGGGUCGGCACUCGCUCAAAUGACCAAGGAGUUCCGCAAGAGGCUGCUGCAGUUCAACGUGCCCGCGUGCUACCGCCGACUGCUCAAGCACUGCGAGGACUACGUGAACGCGUUCGCCGUUGAGGCGGAGCUGCGGGAGCGCGACGAAGUCCUUGACCCGGACGCGUACAUCGUGCUCCGCAGAGAGAACAGCGCCGUCCGCUUUUGCUUCGGACUGUUCGGUUUCGUCUUGGGUCUUGACCUGCCCGACGAGAUCUUCGAGCACCCGGUCAUGAUGCGUCUCCACCUUGCUGCCGUCGACAUAGUGUGCUGGUCGAACGAUCUCUACUCCUACAACAUGGAGCAGGCGAUGGGCCACACGGGAAACAACGUCAUGACGGUCUUGAUGAAGUCCAAGCACUGCGACCUGCAGACCGCCGCAGACCUUGUCGGCGUGCAUUGCAAACAGCUCAUGGACAGCUUUCUCGCUGACAAAGCUCGUCUUCCAUCAUGGGGCCCUCCAAUGGAUGCAGUUGUGGCGAAAUACGUGAUGGCCAUGGAGACCUGGGUAGUCGGCAACUGCGAAUGGAGCUUCGAGACGCAGCGCUACUUUGGUGUUCAGAGGGAAGAAGUGAAACGCACUCGUGUCGUCAAAUUGUACCCGAAGCGUCAAGAACACGACGACUAA